AUGGAAUGGAAUGGAAUGGAAUGGAAUGGAAUGGAAUGGAAUGGAAUGGAAUGGAAUGGAAUGGAAUGGAAUGGAAUGGAAUGGAAUGGAAUGGAAUGGAAUGGAAUGGAAUGGAAUGGAAUGGAAUGGAAUGGAAUGGAAUGGAAUGGAAUGGAAUGGAAUGGAAUGGAAUGGAAUGGAAUGGAAUGGAAUGGAAUGGAAUGGAAUGGAAUGGAAUGGAAUGGAAUGGAAUGGAAUGGAAUGGAAUGGAAUGGAAUGGAAUGGAAUGGAAUGGAAUGGAAUGGAAUGGAAUGGAAUGGAAUGGAAUGGAAUGGAAUGGAAUGGAAUGGAAUGGAAUGGAAUGGAAACCUCCAGAGCUCCUAA
Messenger RNA from Psylliodes chrysocephalus, 363 nucleotides. The record is from the annotation of a GenBank genome assembly. NCBI's taxonomy places the organism in Eukaryota, Metazoa, Arthropoda, Insecta, Coleoptera, Chrysomelidae.